Rotaria socialis is the source of this 573-nucleotide messenger RNA. The record is from the annotation of a GenBank genome assembly. NCBI's taxonomy places the organism in Eukaryota, Metazoa, Rotifera, Eurotatoria, Philodinida, Philodinidae.
AUGGCAACCUUGGUGAGUACACUAUUGCUAUCUCGAGAUGUCUUUGAAUCACAAGCGAAUGUAAUUAUCAAACAACUAAUCAAGCAGACGCCACUUGAUUUUCAACGAUUGAUGGUUUCCCCACCACUGUUACUUGCGGCCAAUUUAAUACCGUCAGUCUUUGGUACAGAUUGGUCGAUAGAAUACGGUAACGCAUCCAAUGGCUAUCUCUUUCGUAAUAUUCCACGAUUAUAUGCUAAUGGCACAUGCAACUGUACUGUUUCAACCAAUUGUCAUGAACCAUUGACAGUUGUUUCUCCUGGCCUUAUCUUACCAGGCCUCGUGAUCGGUUGUUUACCAAUGGAUGGACUACGCGUGUCAACUCUCGAAUGUUUCUUCUCGUCUAAUUGUGCCAACACGAUUUUUAGUUAUCUGCAAUACUAUACGUCACCAGAUAAGUCAUACCCGGUCAAUUUUACUUUGCCUGGAGUGCUUCCUUUGUUUCUUGAUCCACUAAAUAAGUCGAUUCCAUCUCGGUUUUCAUCGAUGACACUGAUCGGUGCAAUUAUCGAUGAGUUAUUCAUCGAGAAGUGA